AUGAAGAGGCUUUGCUCAAAGGCAUCCUUCAUUUUAUUAGCCACUCUCAUCUUAACAAGUUGCAUUGACUCUGAGGCUCAAAAGUGUCGCCCAAGUGGAAGAAUAAGAGGAAAGAAAGCCCCUCCAGGAGAAUGCAACCAAGAGAAUGAUUCUGACUGUUGCGUAGAUGGCAAAAUGUACACAACAUACGAAUGUUCACCACCUAUGUCCAGCCACACCAAGGCCCAUCUCACUCUCAACAGUUUUGAGAAGGGUGGUGAUGGUGGUGGCCCUUCAGAAUGUGACAACCAGUACCAUUCUGAUGACACACCGGUCGUAGCACUGUCUACAGGGUGGUUCAACCACAAGAGCAGGUGCCUCCACAACAUCACCAUUAGUGGGAAUGGUAGAAGUGUGGUGGCCAUGGUGGUUGAUGAGUGUGACUCAACACAGGGAUGUGAUGCAGACCAUGACUAUCAACCUCCAUGUCCCAACAACAUUGUAGACGCUUCAAGGGCUGUAUGGAAAGCCUUAGGAGUGCCCCCAAAUGAGUGGGGUGGCUUUGAUAUCACAUGGUCUGAUGCUUGA
This is a messenger RNA of Sphenostylis stenocarpa, 567 nucleotides long. NCBI's taxonomy places the organism in Eukaryota, Viridiplantae, Streptophyta, Magnoliopsida, Fabales, Fabaceae. The record is from the annotation of a GenBank genome assembly.